AUGCAACAACAAGAUUAUAUAUACCCUACAAAUAAAUAUAAGAUCAGACAAAGAUCAUCGUCAUCACUGACUGAGCAAUGCUUGACUGUUACAUUGUCCGGUUUGGACCUGAUCAGUCCACCAAUGCAGAUACACAAUCACAGAUUCUACAGAUUGGAUGAUGGUGUUGGUGAUGGUGGAGGAGGCGGCGGCGAAGCAGUCUACCUUGAAAUGAUUGAUAGGUUAAAGGCAUCACUUGCUGAAGCACUUGAACUCUACCCACCUGUUACAUCCAUCACUACAGUUGAUGACAAGGGCAUUGUUUCAAUCACGAUGGAUAGAGAGCGACCUAAAGGUACACCCUUCAUUGUACACAUCGCUGACUCACCCUACACAGUCGACAACGAGAACCUGUCUCCUCGUACCGAUGCACUUCUCCCUCCAUCAGCAAGCAUUCUCGCUGUCAAGAUCACAAAGUUCACAUGUGGCACAAUCUGUGUAGCAUCAUCGAUCAAUCAUCAAGUGACUGAUCUUCGUGGAUUCCUCGACUUUCUCGAGCUCUGGGCACGGAUCUCAAGAGGUGAGCCUGUUGACUUUGGAUUGAUCCCAGAUGAUUGGUCUCGUACACCCGGUCGAUUCUUCCCUGGCGCCAAGAUGUCGUCACUCCCACCAGCCCCCUUCACUCCAUUGUCACAGCAGGCACCUCCCCCAGCAUGCCUGAUGGUGCCCUCAGUCAUAUCAUGGUGGCGAAUCAACAAAAGAUCAAUGGAGAUGUUGAAGGAGGACUUCACUCCAAACACAACCACCAACGGUCAAUGGAUAUCAUCUGGCGAUGCAUUGGCAACCGUCAUCAUUGGUGCAUUCACUCGUGCGCGACACCUUGGCAACGUUCCAAGACUUGGAGGACGAUCAAGUGUGGACAGUCAGAUCGAGAAGGUAGCAAUGGCAGCAGAUGGCCGAGAGCGAGCACCCAACGGCGCCAUGGCCAAUGGCAAGUACUUUGGCAACUUCAACAAUCUAUGGUCGGUGGACAUUGCCCGCGAAGAUCUACUCGAUGCCUCAUCCGCAGCAGGAUCACGUGUGGCACUCAGCAUACGCAAGAACCUGCAGCUGGCUCUCACGCCUCAGGCCAUCGCCGACAGGAUAGCAUUCUUUGAGUCUCAUACACCGUCACUGAUUGGAUGGUCGGCCGAUGUCAUCCUGACCAACUGGUGUCGGUUCGAUCUGCGCGGCCCUCUGAUGGACAUGGGAUGGGGACGACCAUUUGAAGCGACUUCUGGUGCAGUGACACUCUAUCCUCCUGGCUACUCAAUCAUGAUGCAAGAUGGAGACACAGGAGAUGUCACAGUACUGUUGACAAUUGAGUGUGAUGGUGGACAACACCUUCUUCAAGAUCCUCUACUCAAUAAGUAUGCUACAUUGUUGUAG
Molecule: messenger RNA, 1407 nt
Organism: Acytostelium subglobosum LB1
Lineage: Eukaryota; Evosea; Eumycetozoa; Acytosteliales; Acytosteliaceae
Exons: 2
Coding region: 1-1407 (468 amino acids)
Molecular function (GO): acyltransferase activity, transferring groups other than amino-acyl groups
Source: RefSeq, a predicted model, not a curated record